AUGGCGGCAGCAGAGUGCUUUGCUGAGGUGAUGUUUAGAGCAAAUAAGGGCCUGGGGCUGGACCUGGGAGAUAAAACCGCACUGCUGAAGUUUCUACUGAAGAUGGAGAUGCAGAUCACUACUAGUAAAUGUAGCCAGGCUGGACAGGCAGGACUUAAUGUUGUAGUGCCAAUGGGAGGUUUUUCAAAGGACGUUGAUCGGAGUCCUUUGGCACAUCCUAAACCAGGUGGACGGGUGAAAUGUCAGUAUAUUUCUGCUGUGGAUAAAGUGAUCUUUGUGGACGAUUAUGCAGUAGGAUGUAGGAAAGAUCUCAAUGGCAUCUUACUGUUAGACACAGCUCUGCAAACGCCUGUUUCAAAACAAGAUGACGUGGUUCAGCUUGAAUUGCCGGUUACAGAGGCUCAGCAACUGUUAUCUGCUUGCGUAGAAAAAGUAGAUGUUUCUAGCACAGAGGGAUAUGACUUAUUCAUCACACAACUGAAGGAUGGUUUAAAAAAUACCUCACAUGAAACAGCAGCAAAUCAUAAAGUUGCAAAGUGGGCAACGGUUACGUUCCACCUUCCUCAUCAUGUUUUGAAGUCUGUCGCCAGUGCCAUUGUAAAUGAACUCAAGAAGAUAAAUCAAAAUAUUGCUGCCUUACCUGUAGCAUCCUCUGUGAUGGAUAGGUUAUCUUACCUCUUACCCAGCGCGCGACCAGAACUUGGUGUGGGACCUGGUCGAUCUGUGGACAGGUCUUUGAUGUAUAGUGAAGCUAACAGACGGGAGACAUUCACUUCAUGGCCUCAUGUGGGUUAUAGGUGGGCACAGCCAGAUCCUAUGGCUCAAGCUGGAUUCUAUCACCAGCCUGCGUCAUCAGGAGAUGACAGAGCAAUGUGCUUUACCUGUAGUGUGUGUUUGGUAUGCUGGGAGCCUACAGAUGAACCUUGGUCGGAACAUGAGAGACAUUCCCCAAACUGCCCAUUUGUCAAGGGUGAGCACACUCAGAAUGUACCUCUUUCAGUCACAUUGGCAACAAGUCCAGCACAAUUUCCCUGCACGGAUGGCACUGACAGGAUAGCCUGCUUUGGAUCUGGAAGUUGCCCUCAUUUUCUAGCUGCUGCAACAAAACGAGGAAAGAUCUGCAUAUGGGAUGUUUCAAAACUUAUGAAGGUCCACUUAAAAUUUGAGAUCAAUGCAUAUGAUCCAGCUAUUGUGCAGCAACUUAUGUUAUCAGGAGAACAGAGCUCAGGGGUUGACUCAAGGAGACCAACACUAGCGUGGCUAGAAGAUUCAUCUAGCUGCUCAGAUAUACCAAAAUUAGAAGGAGACAGUGAUGACCUACUGGAGGAUUCAGACAGUGAAGAACAUUCCAGAUCGGAAUCUGUGACAGGGCAUACAUCACAAAAAGAAACUAUGGAAGUCAGCCUUGAUAUAACAGCUCUCAGCAUUCUUCAGCAACCUGAAAAACUUCAGUGGGAAAUUGUCGCAAAUGUUCUGGAAGACACGGUUAAGGAUCUAGAAGAACUUGGGGCAAAUCCCUGUUUGGCCAACUGUAAGAGUGAAAAGAUGAAGGAAAAACAUCUAGAACAACACAACAUUCCCUUUCCUUGUUUAUUAGCUGGAGGUCUAUUAACAUACAAAUCACCUGCUACCUCUCCUGUUAGCAGUAACUCUCAGAGGUCACUGGAUGGCUUAAGUAGGACUCGAGGUGAGAGUGUCUCGGAACAGGGAUCAACUGACAAUGAAUCCUGCACUAAUUCAGAACUGAAUUCCCCUCUGGUAAGGAGGACUUUACCUGUAUUGCUGCUAUACAGCAUUAAGGAAUCUGAUGAAAAAGCAGGAAAACUUUUUUCACAGAUGAACAAUAUUAUGAGUAAAAGUAUACAUGAUGAUGGUUUCACGGUUCCACAGAUCAUUGAAAUGGAGCUGGACAGUCAGGAACAGUUGCUGUUACAGGACCCCCCUGUGACUUACAUUCAGCAGUUUGCAGAUGCUGCAGCCAACCUAACUUCUCCGGACUCGGACAAGUGGAGCUCUAUGGUUCCCAAGCCUGGGACAUUGGUCCAGUGCCUGCGUCUGCCAAAGUUUGCGGAGGAGGAGAACCUGUGUGUAGAUUCAAUCACGCCUUGUGCAGAUGGAGUUCAUUUGUUAGUAGGACUGCGGACUUGUCCUGUCGAAUCUCUGAGUGCAAUAAAUCAAGUAGAGGCCUUGAAUAAUUUAAAUAAAUUAAACUCGGCACUAUGUAAUAGAAGGAAGGGGGAACUAGAAUCGAGUCUUGCUGUGGUGAAUGGCACGAGUAUUGAUGUAAUACAACAUGAGUCACCAGCAGAUGUACCUAAUCCUUUAAUAAUUCAACCUGAACAGAGAAGUGUUAGUGGUGGAUACCUAGUGCUUUAUAAGAUGAAUUAUGCCACUAGAAUAGUUACUCUAGAGGAGGAGCCGGUAAAAAUCCAGCAUAUCAAAGACCCCCAAGACACAAUUACCUCAAUGAUUUUGCUCCCACCAGAUAUACUGGAUAAUCGAGAGGAUGACUGUGAGGAGCCUGUAGAGGAAAUACAAUUAACUUCUAAAAAUGGCAGUGGGAGAGAGAGAAGAUCUGAGAUACCUACUCUUGGGCACCUGGUAAUAACUACUCAGGGAGGAUAUUUAAAAAUACUAGAUCUUUCAAACUUUGAAAUUCUGGCCAAAGUGGAGCCACCUAAAAAAGAGGGCACUGAGGAACCAGAUAUGUUUGUCUCUGUGAUAUACUGUUCGGGCACAGACAGAUUAUGUGCAUGCACCAAAGGUAAGAUUUUUCUUUAA
This is a messenger RNA of Cariama cristata (Red-legged seriema), 2781 nucleotides long. Its product is annotated as baculoviral IAP repeat-containing protein 6-like. The record is from RefSeq and is a predicted model, not a curated record. The coding region runs from base 1 to 2781 and encodes 926 amino acids. The transcript is spliced from 11 exons. NCBI's taxonomy places the organism in Eukaryota, Metazoa, Chordata, Aves, Cariamiformes, Cariamidae.